Messenger RNA from Eremomyces bilateralis CBS 781.70, 1006 nucleotides. RefSeq lists its product as uncharacterized. The annotation marks the transcript as partial. Lineage: Eukaryota; Fungi; Ascomycota; Dothideomycetes; Eremomycetales; Eremomycetaceae. The record is from RefSeq and is a predicted model, not a curated record. The transcript has a single exon.
CUAAGUUCGAAACUGGAUCUAAUUAUCCAGAACCUGGAGCCAGAAGAACUUAUCUCUAUAAUAAAAGAGGUCUACAUACUGGCAUUCUCUCCAGAGGCAUGGGACACGACACAAUAUGGACUUGAAUUUCGAAGUCUCUGCCGGCUUGUCCAGUUAAUCAGCAUCUUCCUUUCUUUGCGUAAAGCAGUCAAGAAUGGCGACAUCGGCUGGAUUAACCGUUUAAUCGACCCACUUGCAGUUAUCUUCUACGCAACUGGACAGCACAAGUAUGGUGAUAAAAUGCUCCAUCUUCGUUGGGUAUUAUCUGAAUGCGUUUCAGAGAAGAUUCUCCGCGACGCAAUACUAUCAUCUAGUCUUAUGAAUUUGCAUAGCAAACCAGGCCAGUUUAAGGCUAUUAAUCUAGCCCUUAAACACGUUAAUUGCGUAUACAAGAUUAAUAUAAAGUUGUUGAAGAAUUCAACACAUAAUGCAGACAAAACCUUUAGUAGAGUCGCAUUAUUAAGUAAUAUCUUCUCUAAGAUUCGUGGAGUAUGGGAGAACUCAUUUGGUUUUACCCAAAGCGAUCGACAUACCACUAAAGCUGAUUAACGGGAUAUCUUUAGUCGCGCGCUUCAACUAUAUCUACGCAGUCCUUUGCUCACCAUCUAACCUCGUGAAGCUGUUGGUUGGGACGCGCCUGAUAUCUUCCGGAUUGGUGCUGAGGUCUUAGAACAAAAGGUCAAUUCCUUCAACAAUCGGAUACCAGUCCGCUCUAGUAUCAUCCCCCAGGCUGAUCCUGACCUUAAUGAAGAGAUGGAUUUGGAUCUUCAUAACCCUGAGAUCUCACAAGCAAUUACCUACUCUGAGGCUUGUGAAGAUGGGCUUGUUGAAGAUGAUGAUAUUCUUUGACUGCGUUAUCGCUCACUUCAAAGUGCAAUAUCCCUACCAAUCUUUCAUAUUUUUCAAAAAUGAUAACAUUGCUGGAAUCUUCUUAUUAAGGUCUACAAGAUGAUGUAUAUAUAAUCAU